Messenger RNA from Bicyclus anynana (squinting bush brown), 911 nucleotides. RefSeq names its product myotrophin. Gene Ontology annotation, cellular component: cytoplasm; nucleus. Lineage: Eukaryota; Metazoa; Arthropoda; Insecta; Lepidoptera; Nymphalidae. Bases 110 to 460 code for a protein of 116 amino acids. Gene Ontology annotation, molecular function: protein binding. Gene Ontology annotation, biological process: regulation of barbed-end actin filament capping. The record is from RefSeq and is a predicted model, not a curated record. The transcript is spliced from 4 exons.
CUUUAUUAGCCGUCUGUGGUGAUAGAUUUGUCAAUCAUUGAAAUUUAAGAUUUUAGAUUUCUGGAUUUUGGGAAAUAAACAGAAAGAAAAACUUUGAAAGUACGUAACAAUGGGCGAAUUAGUUUGGGGAAUCAAAAACGGCGACAUUGAUCAAGUAAAAGACAUCGUUGAACAAAAGAAAAUUGAUGUGAAUGCACUUAUCGAUGGCCGAGUUCCUCUACAUUAUGCUGCAGAUUAUGGACAGACAGCGGUUGUAAAUUAUUUAUUAGACAAAGGAGCUGACCCCAAUAUGGUUGACAAACAUGGCAUAUCUGUAAUUCUUGCAGCUAUUUGGGAAGGUCAUACUGAUUGUGUUAAAACAUUACUAAAACAUGGGGCAUCUAAGAAUGGCAAAACACCAGACGGCACACCAUACAUUGAAGCUGCUGAAAAGGAUGAGAUCAAAGAGCUAUUAACAUAGGAAAAAAACCCAAAAAAUCAUACUAAUAUAUAUUUUUUAAGUUAAUUAAAAUCGCUCACAGUAAAAUUUAUUAAAAGCUACAAUCCAGUAGAAUGAAAUUAAAUUAAUAAUCAUAUAUUUACAUGCAUUUAUUUAUAUUGCGAUUAAUUAAUUAUUAUAGUCUCAAGAUUUUAUUAUGAAUUAAGGAAUAAUCAUAAUUAUGUAUUAUGACUGCGUCCACUAGUAGUACUAUUUUGUUUAUAAUAUCUACUAACAAGUACUUUUUAAGUCAUAUAAUACUAACAAGUAGCACUGAUGAUUUGGAAAUUAAUUUCAGAUUUUGUUUAUAGCAUUUUUUUACUUUAAAAGGCCUAUACUUUAAAUGCAAAUUUAUUAUUUUAUAUAAAAAAGAGCAGGCAAGUAAUAUAAAGGGAGUAAUUUCUAUUGCUAAAAUAAAAACAUGAAAUAUGUA